GACUUGUCAUUAAGGCUUGUGUCAAGUGUUUUCUUGAAGAUAAUGGCCAUGGUUACAAGGGUGGUUGCUGAAAAGCCAGUGGUUAUAUUCAGUAAAACUUCUUGUUGUAUGUGUCACACCAUUAAGACUUUGAUUAAUAGCUUCGGGUCAAAUCCUGUGGUUUAUGAGCUAGAUGAACAUCCUAAUGGGCAACAACUGGAGGAUGAGCUGAAAGCAUUAGGAUGUAAGCCAAGUGUACCAGUUGUGUUUAUAGGGCAACAACUGUUAGGUGGUUCCAAUGAGAUCAUGUCACUCCAUCUCAAGGGAGAACUAUCCCAACUACUGAAAAGGUAAAGGUAAUUGCUAUAUGAAGUAACAGUGUCUUGUUUACAAUGUUUUGGCAGAUGUUAGCCUAUAAAACCUCCCUACUGUUUUCCUAAUUGCUAUAUGUAUCAAGAACAUUCAGAAAUGUAUCCAUGUCAAUUUCAUUUCA
Messenger RNA from Lactuca sativa (garden lettuce), 472 nucleotides. Lineage: Eukaryota; Viridiplantae; Streptophyta; Magnoliopsida; Asterales; Asteraceae. The record is from RefSeq and is a predicted model, not a curated record.